ACAGAGUCGCCUUUGAACCGCAAGUGAACUCGAGGGCUGCGCUGGCCGCCGAGCUCCCGCUGCCGCCGGCGCCCGGUGCCGCCCCGUGAGGUCCACCUCCUCCCCGCCCUCCCAGGGGAGCACUACCCUAGGCUCGUCCCUAACCGAGCCAGGGCGCUAGGAAGCCUAUCUGCCCUUCCCUUCGGGUGCUAUUUCCUACCCCUCUACCCCCCUUCCUUUUUUUUUUUUUCUUGUGGCAAAGGUGGAACAUGGUUUUCAUGUGAGUUUUUCCCCCUUUUUCAUGGACAGUACCUGCACCCUUAGCAGUUUCGAGUUGGCUUCUGUUUUCCGUUAGCGCUUUGCUGCACGGACAAAUGCAUACAAAUGCAUUUAGAAGCCCACAGGACAAGGCGUGGAAAAGUCUCCCCCACGACAAAAACGAAACCAUUUCUUCAUUUUAUUGUGCUAUGUGUGGUUGGGCUUGCCGUUCAGGCACAAGAACAAGGCAUAGAUAUUCUUCAUCAACUAGGCCUUGGAGGCAAAGAUGUAAGACACUCAUCAUCAGUGACUGCUGUACCAUCAUCAUCUACACCAUUACCUCAGGGGGUUCAAUUAACAGAAUCAGGUGUCAUUUUAAAAAAUGAUGCUUAUAUUGAGUCACCUCUCAUGAAAAUUUUACCAGUCAACUUAAGGCAGCCAUUUACAAUAUUAAUUGGGUUGCAGUCCCAUAGAGUGAACAAUGCAUUUCUCUUCAGCAUUAGAAAUAAAAAUAGACUACAAUUAGGAGUACAGUUGCUACCUAAAAAAAUAAUAGUAUACAUUGGAGGAAAGCAGUCUGUGUUUUUCAACUACAGUGUUCAUGAUGAGCAAUGGCACUCAUUUGCCAUUACUAUUAGAAACCACGUUGUUUCACUGUUCGUUGAGUGUGGAGAGAAGUAUUUUAGCAGCGACACCAUUUCAGAAGUUCAGACCUUUGAUUCUAACAGUGUGUUUACCUUAGGAAGUAUGAAUAAUAAUUCUAUCCAUUUUGAAGGAAUAAUAUGUCAGUUGGAUAUUAUUCCUUCUGUAGAAGAAUCUGCAGACUACUGCAGAUAUGUGAAACGUCAGUGUCUCCAAGCAGAGGAAUACCGACCCGAAACAAGCCUUCCUCGCACAACUAUCAUGCCAACUAAGAUACUGGAACACCCUCCCCUGCCUAAGCAAUUUGGUGAAAAAAUACUGUCAGAGGAUGUAUUUACUGAAGGCAAAAGCAUUCCAAAUAUCAUAAAUAAUGAUUCUGCAACAGUGCAUAAAAGACAAGAACAGCAGAUAUCAAGAUCUCAGUUCACUUCUCUUCAUUCAGGAAUCGUCUCUGCUGUGGAUGUCACAAACCAAGGGACUCAGGCCAAAGAAAUGAUCACUGAGGAACAUGCUCAGACUAAUUUAAGCCUGUCAGUGAGCCAUCAUCGCCUCAGUGAGGCAAGAAUGAAUAGUAAGGAGAAAUUUAAUUCUUUCCUAAAUGUAUCUGCCAAUAUCACACAACAUGACGAUAAAGUAACUGGUCUGUCGUUGUCUAAGAAGAUGUCAUCUCGUCCACAAAUAAAACAAGAUACAAUUACUAAUCUCAAGAAGGCUAUCACAGCAAAUCUACACACUAAUGAACUCAUGGAAAUGCAACAGAUUUUAAACACAACCUUGUAUAGAGUAACAGAUGAGCCGUCUGUGGAUAAUCACCUUGAUCUAAGGAAGGAAAGUGAAUUUUAUCCUGAUGCUACUUAUCCCAUUGAAAAUAACUAUGAAACUGAGCUUUAUGAUUAUUAUUAUUAUGAGGAUCUUGAUAGAAUGCUUGAAAUGGAGUAUCUGAGAGGGCCAAAAGGAGACACUGGACUGCCUGGUCCACCUGGUCCAGCAGGUAUCCCAGGUCCAUCAGGAAAGAGAGGUCCACGGGGUAUACCAGGGCCACAUGGAAAUCCUGGGUUACCUGGAUUGCCAGGUCCAAAGGGCCCCAAAGGAGAUCCAGGAUUUUCCCCAGGUCAAGCUCUUUCUGGAGAAAAGGGUGAUCAAGGCCUUUGUGGAUUAAUGGGGUCCCCGGGUAUGCAAGGUAAUAAGGGUCUCAAAGGAUAUCCAGGGCUCCCAGGACUCCAAGGUGAACAAGGAAUUCCAGGAUUUGCUGGUAAUAUUGGUUCACCUGGUUAUCCUGGCAGGCAGGGUUUAGCUGGACCAGAAGGUAAUCCAGGUCCUAAAGGUGUACGAGGUUUUAUUGGCUCUCCUGGAGAAGCAGGAAAAUUGGGACCUGAAGGAGAAAGGGGCAUUCCUGGGAUCCGUGGAAAGAAGGGACUCAAGGGAGGACUUGUAGGUGGCAUUGGUCCUCCGGGGUUUCCUGGGCUUAGAGGCAGUGUCGGGUCUGUGGGACCAAUUGGACCUUCUGGAAUUCCUGGCCCAAUGGGCCUUUCAGGGAAUAAGGGACUACCUGGAAUCAAAGGUGAUAAGGGUGAACAAGGCAUUGCAGGAGAUCCGGGAGAACCAGGGUAUACUGGAGACAAGGGUGCUGUUGGUUUGUCAGGACCACCAGGGAUGAGAGGAAAGCCAGGACCUUCAGGCCAACCGGGUGACCCAGGACGCCAAGGACCAUCUGGCCCUCCAGGACCAGAGGGUUUUCCAGGAGAUAUUGGGAUUCCUGGACAAAACGGCCCUGAAGGACCAAAGGGACUCCUUGGAAAUAGAGGGCCUCCUGGACCUCCUGGUCUCAAAGGAACUCAGGGAGAAGAAGGAACAACUGGACCCUUUGGAGAACUGGGGCCAAGAGGAAAACCAGGUCAAAAGGGAUAUGCAGGUGAACCAGGACCAGAAGGCUUAAAGGGAGAAGUAGGAGAUCAAGGAAAUAUUGGAAAGAUUGGUGAAACAGGACCUGUUGGUUUACCUGGAGAAGUUGGAAUAACUGGAAGCAUUGGUGAAAAGGGAGAACGUGGAGGUCCAGGCCCACUAGGUCCCCAAGGGGAAAAGGGCAUUAUGGGAUAUCCAGGUCCUCCUGGGAUUCCAGGACCCAUGGGUCCAUUGGGAUUACCUGGUCAUGCUGGGGCAAGAGGACCACCAGGGAGUCAAGGUCCUAAAGGACAAACAGGAUCAAGAGGACCAGAUGGUCUCUCAGGGGAACAAGGUAUACAGGGUGCCAAGGGUGAAAAAGGAGAUCAAGGAAAAAGAGGGCCUCAUGGUCUUAUUGGUAAGACUGGAAACCAUGGAGAGAGAGGAGUGCAAGGAAAACCAGGUUUACAGGGACCCCCUGGAAGUACAGGAGACAGGGGACUUGCAGGAGAACCAGGACCACGAGGACUGCAAGGUGAUGCCGGACCUCCUGGGGAAAUGGGCAUUGAGGGACCUCCAGGCAUAGAGGGAGAAUCUGGUCUGCAAGGCGAGCCAGGUGCAAAGGGAGAUGUUGGACCUAUAGGCAGUGUUGGAGGAACUGGGGAACCAGGGUUACGGGGUGAACCAGGAGCUCCUGGAGAAGAUGGUCUCCAAGGAAAAGAUGGAGUAAAGGGAACCCCAGGAGGAAGGGGACUUCCUGGAGAGGAUGGAGAAAAAGGAGAUAUGGGCUUACCGGGAACUAUAGGCCCUGUGGGUAGAAUGGGUCAAAUGGGUCUUCUGGGACCUGAAGGAAUUUUGGGAAUUCCAGGACAAAGAGGACGUCCAGGAAAAAAGGGUGAUAAAGGACAGAUAGGACCCCUAGGAGAAGUUGGAAGCAGAGGUUCUCCUGGACAAAUUGGGAAAACUGGUCCUAAAGGUGCCAGAGGAACAAGAGGUGCUGUGGGACAUUUAGGAUUGAUGGGACCUGAUGGAGAACCAGGAAUUCCAGGAUACAGGGGCCAUCAAGGUCAGCCAGGACUCUCUGGAUUGCCAGGACCUAAAGGAGAAAAGGGCUACCCAGGAGAAGAUAGUACAGUCCUAGGACCACCUGGGCCUCGAGGUGAACCAGGUCCAAUGGGGGAACAAGGAGAGAGAGGAGAGCCUGGAGCAGAGGGAUAUAAGGGUCAUGUGGGUGUACCAGGAUUAAGAGGUGCCACUGGACAACAAGGGCCCCCAGGCCAGCCAGGCAACCAGGGUGAACAAGGACUAAAAGGAGAGAGAGGAUCUGAAGGUCAACAGGGGAAAAAAGGAGCUCCUGGUCCUUCUGGGAAGCCUGGAAUUCCUGGACUUCCAGGCCUACCUGGACCAAAAGGCAUGCAGGGAUACCAUGGAGCAGAUGGCAUUUCAGGAAACCCUGGAAAAGUUGGACUACCAGGAAAACAGGGACUUCCUGGAAUCAGAGGCAGCCCAGGAAGAACAGGACUGGCUGGGUCUCCAGGUCCUCGAGGAAUAAAGGGUUCAUCAGGCCUGCCAGGAAGCCCAGGAGUUCUAGGCCCAAAGGGUGAACAAGGACUACCUGGUCAACCUGGAAUUCAAGGUAAAAGAGGUCACCGAGGAGCACAAGGUGAUCAAGGACCAUGUGGAGAGCCCGGCCUGAAAGGGCAGCCUGGAGAACAUGGUGUUCAAGGUUUGACAGGUUUCCAAGGAUUCCCAGGCCCCAAAGGUCCUGAGGGGGAUGCUGGCAUUGUUGGAAUAUCAGGUCCUAAAGGUCCUAUUGGACAGAGAGGAAACACUGGUCCCCUUGGCAGAGAAGGUGUAAUAGGCCCAACAGGUAGAAAUGGACCCAGAGGUGAAAAGGGCUUUAGAGGUGAAACUGGUCCUCAAGGACCAAGAGGUCAACCAGGGCCUCCGGGUCCACCGGGAGCGCCAGGCCCAAGAAAACAAAUGGAUAUCAAUGCUGCUAUUCAGGCCUUGAUUGAAUCAAAUACUGCCCUACAGAUGGAGAGCUACCAGAAUACUGAAGUGACUUUAAUCAACCACAGUGCAGAGAUAUUCAAAACCCUGAACUACCUUAGCAAUUUAUUGCACAGCAUCAAGAAUCCUCUUGGCACACGAGAUAACCCAGCACGAAUCUGCAAAGAUUUGCUUAACUGUGAACACAAAGUAUCAGAUGGAAAAUACUGGAUUGAUCCAAAUCUCGGGUGUCCUUCAGAUGCCAUUGAGGUUUUCUGCAAUUUCAGUGCUGGUGGCCAGACAUGUUUAUCUCCUGUUUCUGUGACAAAGUUGGAGUUCGGAGUUGGGAAAGUCCAGAUGAAUUUCCUUCAUUUACUGAGCUCAGAAGCCACCCAUAUCAUCACCAUUCACUGUCUAAACACCCCAAAGUGGUCAAGAGCACAAACAAGUGGCCCAGGCUCACCUAUUGGUUUCAAGGGAUGGAAUGGCCAGUUUUUUGAAGAAAACACUCUACUUGAACCUAAAGUACUUUCAGAUGACUGCAAGAUUCAAGAUGGCAGCUGGCAUAAGGCAACAUUUCUUUUUCACACCCAGGAGCCUAAUCACCUUCCAGUGAUUGAAGUACAAAAACUUCCUCAUCUCAAAACCGAACAGAAAUACUACAUUGAAAGCAGUUCUGUGUGCUUUCUUUAA
Messenger RNA from Propithecus coquereli (Coquerel's sifaka), 5445 nucleotides. It is a transcript of the gene COL24A1, whose product is annotated as collagen, type XXIV, alpha 1. Gene Ontology annotation, molecular function: extracellular matrix structural constituent. The record is from RefSeq and is a predicted model, not a curated record. Lineage: Eukaryota; Metazoa; Chordata; Mammalia; Primates; Indriidae. The transcript is spliced from 59 exons. The coding region runs from base 364 to 5445 and encodes 1693 amino acids.